CAACACGUCUCAGGUGACUGGAGCUGGUCCGAUCAACUGGGUCGAAAUAUUACAAAUGCUGUUCGAUCCAGAGACAAAGAAAGGGCCUGCAUUUGACUCGGUUAACUCCUACUGAGCGGACGGUGGAGUGUCUCCGGACAUGAAGGAUUUGUUUUGCACUCCAGGUUUUAUUUUAAAGGCGAAGUGAAUGAGGACAGAAUAAGCGCAGGAAUGGAAAAGCCACCUAUAGCCCCAAAGCCAAAGUUUAUUUCCAACCAGAGGCCAGUCCUGUCUCUUUUAGUACCCAGAAGAGAUGGCCUCUCACCUCUAUCUACUGGCACACCAAGGAUGGUCAAACCAGUGCUCUCUCCAAAGCCCUGCUUGUCUAAACUCCCCACUGCCUUAGAGUCCAAGCCCCCGAUUUUGAAGAGUACGCAACAAAAAUCUGCUUUGGAAACCCAUCGGACGGUCGUCAAUCCAAAUUCUCACAAUGGGAUUCCACAUAGCAAGAAGCCUGACUGGGAUUAUAUUAUUCCUAUUUGCUUGUGCAGCCAAGAAAACUGCACAUGCAUCAACCACAUGAAGCUCGAGCUGAGGAAAAACGAAUUUGAAGCAUCACACAGUGUCGAGACUGAAGAAAACAAAAAGACUGCUCCUAUACCUCGGGUGUCUCAGGAAAAUAACCAAGAGAAAACAAGCAAUGCCAAGUCCCAAGUGAUGAACAACUCCUUAAACAAUGGUCACAUCGUGAAUCAUGAUAAAGAUAAUAAGACCCAAAACCAGAACACUGACUCUAACACCUUUAGUCCUGAACAGGCUGUUGGGCCAUCUCUCAGAACAUGGAGUGAUAGCAAAGAUAUCCAUGCAAUACAUCAAGAUGUACCUGGAACAGGACAACAGGGUGGUAGUCUUGGCUCAGAGCGAACCAUUAUGCCACAACCCAGAUUUCCCCAACCAGUCCUUAGGAAGCCUCACCCUGUCCCUGUUCCACGGAAACCCAGGAGAUAUGUUCCAGCUCACCAGGAAAAGGAUGUGGAUGAAAAUGCUAUCCAGGAAAGGAAGGAAGUAAGUGUCAAAGAGGUGGAGGUGUCAUCAGACGAAAAGGGAGGCUCUUUCCUGUCUGCCAGCUUACCCAGCAAUGAAAUUAGUCCACCCGUUUUUCUGUCUGCAAGGUGGGCCUGUCCACCACCAGUCCCUCCUUCCAGGAAAAAACCUUUACUAACUAACCCCUUGAAAGCACCUUUCUCCGCUACGCAGACGCCUUCUGAGGAUAUGAAUGUUGAAGAUUCGAGUAGGGGCAGCAGCAUCCAUGAGAUGGAGUUAUGUGUUGACAGUAAGGCUGACGAGUUGCAGAAGAAAGUCGUGGAUGAUCAGGUAGAAAGGUAUCCUCUGCCCCCUAAGACUUUGCUUGGUCCACCUGAACUCAAAGAUCUUCCAACAAUCAUUUUGCCAGCAAAGGACAAAUGGAUAGGGGACAAAAUGCCAAGGAAGCAUCGUAGAAACAACAGCACGUUGGGACUGGUUGAGAAGAAGAAAUCCAUCGAAGAUAAAGGUAUAAAUAAAUUAGAGGACUUUGAGGCAAUGCAAGCCAAUACUUUACCAGAUGAAGUAUCAAAGGAAUUAAUGCGAAGGGAACUGCCUUUACCUCCACAUGAGAAAUCAGACAAUAAACCUGUAACAUCUGGAAACAUCAAGCCUUCACGUACUAGCCUCACCAAAAUGAAAGCCAAGUCAUUUUCUACUGCUGACUUCAUUUGCUCUGAAGGACAGAAGAGAAACUCCUUCAGGAAAAUCCUAGAACGGAAACUCGGCAAGAAGACAUUACCAAAGGAGACAGCAAUAUCAGGCCAGACUCCUGAAUCCACAGGGAAGGAUUCUGUACCAAAUCCUCAAGGGGAUCAAUAUGAGAGAUUGCCAGCAUUUCUUGGCAGUGACAGUAAUUUUCAUUAUUCGCAAACUGGUGUUGAACAGAGCGUUGACGGAGAGGAGAUUUACCCUGAGCUGCAGAAGUCUCCCAUCUAUGAAACCAUUUCUCUAUAUUAUGAUAUUCCAGAUUACGAGAAUGUAUUUGUGGGAAAGGCUGGCUCUGCUCCUACAGCCUUCCACACAGAGGGCAGGCAGAGCUCUUUGUAUGAUGAUGAUGGGAUUUAUGAGGAACAGGACCCAUAUUUCUCCCUGGUGAAAAACUCACAACAGCAUCAGACACCAACAGAAUACGACAGUAACUCAGCUGAUGAGGAGGUGGCUUUUAUUAACGAGACUUUUUCCGACGAUGACAUCACAGUCGACACCUCUGAUGAAGAGGAUGGAGAUGAUGGCAGUUGCAACUCAAGUAAAGAUGACCCUGAGCAUCUAGAGGAGAGUAUGGUGCAGAGUAGAAGGAAGAAAAGCAAGAUACAACACAUCGCCACAGAAAUCAUGACCUCCGAGAGUGUGUUUGUGGAUGUACUCAAGCUGCUACAUGUUGAUUUCCGUGAAGCCGUGCGCAAGGCAUCUCAGAACGGGAAGCCGGUGAUUGAGGAACGUCUUCUCAAUCAGAUCCUGUACUACCUCCCUCAGUUGUAUGAACUCAACAAAGACUUGCUUAAGGAGCUGACGCAGAGAGUUGCCAAGUGGAAUGAGAGCUCCCAGGUGGCUGACAUCUUCUUGAAGAAAGGGCCCUAUCUAAAGAUGUACUCCACAUACAUCAGCGAGUUCGACAAGAAUGUGGCCCUACUGGAAGAGCAUAGUAAAAAGAACCCUGCAUUUGGCGCUGUGGUGAAAGACUUUGAGGCGAGUCCUCGCUGUGCCAAUUUGGCUGUAAAGCAUUACCUGCUGAAGCCAAUUCAGAGAAUUCCUCAGUACCAGCUGCUGCUCACAGAUUACCUAAAGAAUCUGUCAGAAGACGCAGAUGACCACAAAGACACUGAAGCUGCCCUUGCUCUUGUGAAAGAAGUGGCCAAUCAUGCCAAUGACAUCAUGAAACAUGGGGAUAACUUCCAGAAGCUGAUUCAGGUUCAGUGUCGUUUGAACGGCAACCACGAGAUCGUCCAACCAGGACGGCUCUUCAUCAAAGAGGGUGUCCUGAUGAAGCUGUCCAGGAAGGUCAUGCAGCCCAGAAUGUUCUUCCUGCUUAACGACGUGUUGCUGUAUACCACCCCUGUUCAGUCAGGCCAGUACAAGCUUAAAAACAUGCUGUCUCUGGCUGGGAUGAAGGUUAGCAAACCCAGUCAAGAGGCCUAUCAGAAUGAGCUGAACAUAGAAAGUGUGGAGCGGUCCUUUAUUCUCUCUGCAAGUUCGGCCGCAGAGCGGGAUGAAUGGCUUAAGACAAUUUCCUCGACUAUCAGCGAAUAUACAAAGAAGAAAGUUAGCUUCAUAUCUACCAACACCCCAGCUAAGGAAAAUUUGGGGGAUUUGAGUGUUGAUGGUGCUUCUUUGGGAUCCAAAGCCCCCAUUUGGAUCCCAGACCCACGGACCACCAUGUGCAUGAUCUGCACCUGUGACUUUACCCUGACGUGGAGGAGACACCACUGCCGUGCAUGUGGAAAGGUGGUUUGCCAGUCUUGUUCCUCCAAUAAACAUUGUCUGGCAUAUCUAAAGAACCAGUCGGCACGAGUGUGUGACCAGUGUUUCUUCAUUCUUCAGCAACAGAGAAGUAAAAUCGUCUCAUCAGCAACACUUGGAAGCAAGACAUUUACAAGGAAGCAGAAGAGGAUACCAGCAGCACUUAAAGAGGUGUCCGCAAACACAGAUGAUUCCUCCAUGAGUGGUUAUCUGCAGAGAUCCACGCGCAAUAAAAAGCAGGGGAAAAGGCUGUGGUUCGUCAUUAAAGACAAAGUCCUGUACACGUACGCUGCCAGUGAGGAUGUCGCAGCCUUAGAGAGUCAACCGCUGUUGGGCUUUGUGUUAAAAGUGGAUUCUUCCCAGAAGCAGCAGUUUAAGCUCUACCACAAAAACACACUUUACUACAUUUUUAAAGCAGACGAUGUCCAAACAGCGCAAAGAUGGAUCAACUCAUUCAAAGAGGCGGUUGUGUUGUAACAUCUGUUGAGGAUCUCUAUGUGGGUUUGUCAACGGGUUUGGAAGUAUUUUACCUCAGUGCUCCAUAGAUUUAAAAAAAAUCAUCUGGAGACACCGUUUCAGUUUAAAAAAUAUUUUUCAUGUUGGAUUUUUUAAAAAUUUUUGUAAAUGUUUUUUUUAUAUGAACGAGAAAUGUUUUCUCCAGGAUUUUUACCAUUUUAACUCUAACAUAAUUAGUAUUCAGUAAUUUCAGGCUUUUGUCUCUUCAUGCCCAUCCCCUUUAUCAGAUUUGUUAAUGAUAGAUGCCAAUUUCUGACAAAUAUUGGAAGUAUAAUUUUUGCUGCAUCUAUGUUCAAGUUUUGAAAAAGGUCAAAACAAAUCACCUACAUGUUGUAGCUCCUUGUUGUUCCCUAACACCGUGUUGACAAAGUUUAAGAAAAAUAUCACAGGGCCCCACAUUUGUUCUAUUGGUCAAAGACGCACUGUAAAAAACAACUUCACUGUAAUAUAUUUUGCACUUAAGUCACUUAGAUGGAUGUACAUAUGGAAUCUGACAUGUAAGCUGUGAAAUACAAGUUGACUGUAAAGCAAAUAAAAGUCAAACUUCUGUAGAUAA
This is a messenger RNA of Girardinichthys multiradiatus, 4594 nucleotides long. Its product is annotated as FYVE, RhoGEF and PH domain-containing protein 6-like. The transcript is spliced from 21 exons. Bases 211 to 3999 code for a protein of 1262 amino acids. Lineage: Eukaryota; Metazoa; Chordata; Actinopteri; Cyprinodontiformes; Goodeidae. Gene Ontology annotation, cellular component: cytoplasm. Gene Ontology annotation, molecular function: metal ion binding; guanyl-nucleotide exchange factor activity. The record is from RefSeq and is a predicted model, not a curated record.